Molecule: messenger RNA, 738 nt
Organism: Pollicipes pollicipes
Lineage: Eukaryota; Metazoa; Arthropoda; Thecostraca; Pollicipedomorpha; Pollicipedidae
Product: pleckstrin homology domain-containing family G member 1
Exons: 7
Biological process (GO): intracellular signal transduction
Molecular function (GO): guanyl-nucleotide exchange factor activity; small GTPase binding
Source: RefSeq, a predicted model, not a curated record
AUGGGUCUCGGGCGAGGGACCGAGUUCACGGCGGACGCUCCGCGAACGCGCGGCUUAGGCCACACGCUGCCGCUGGGCUCGUACCUGCUGAAGCCCGUCCAGAGGAUACUCAAGUACCAUCUGCUGCUGCAGAACCUGAUGUCGCAGAGCGCGAGCUUGUCCGAGGAGGCCCGAGCGGCAACCAGCGCCGCCCUGCGGACGAUGACCGAACUAGCCGGCUAUAUCAACGACAUGAAGCGGCGGCACGAGCAUGCCGUCCGCGUGCACGAGAUCCAGAGCUUGAUGCGACACUGGCAGGGCGAUGACCUGACCACGUACGGAGAGCUGCUGGCCGAGGAGACCUUCAGCAUGCCACGCGCCAGGAUACGCCGCCACGUGUUCCUGUUCGAGCGCAUGCUUCUCAUCACAAAACGGCGGGAGGGCGCCGCUCUAGUCUACAAGACGCACAUCAUGUGUUCCAACCUGAUGCUGAUAGAGUGUGUUCCUGGCGAGCCUAGCAGCCUGCAAGUUUUACCAUUCGACGACCCCAAACAGCAAUAUACGCUUCAGGCGCGGACGGUAGAGCAGAAGCGUCAAUGGGCCGUCCGACUGAAGAACGCCAUUUUGGAGAGCUACGGGGACGACAUCCCAAAGCACGCGCGCGAGCUGGUGAUGAAGCUGGGUCAGCGGCGGGAGAAUGGCGAGAUCAUCCGACAGCAGCGGCGACACCACUCCGUCCCUGACUACCUGCAGCGGCGC